AUGGCACCACCGCACAAGGUGGUGGCGAUACAAAUCCUAUUGGUGGGUCUGUUCCUCACCACCACUGUCGUGGCGGCGACGUGGUGCGUGGCCAGAAGCGAUGCCGGCGACCAGGCGUUGCAGACCUCUUUGGACUAUGCAUGUGGGGCUGGUGCGGACUGUGCACCUAUACAACCAUCUGGGUUGUGUUAUCUUCCUAAUACAGUUCAAGCCCACGCUUCCUAUGCUUUCAACAGUUAUUUCCAGCGUAAGGGUAUGGCCCCUGGCUCUUGUGACUUUGCUGGCACCGCCUACAUUGCCAAAACUGACCCAAACCUUCUCCUUUAG
This is a messenger RNA of Ilex paraguariensis (yerba mate), 327 nucleotides long. The record is from the annotation of a GenBank genome assembly. NCBI's taxonomy places the organism in Eukaryota, Viridiplantae, Streptophyta, Magnoliopsida, Aquifoliales, Aquifoliaceae.